CAUUUUGUGCGCGACUUGAGCGGUGGGCGCUUCUCGGUGAGAAAGGGAGGCCUCCGCCGUUGCCGCGAUGUAUAUUAAGCAGGUAAUUAUCCAGGGAUUUAGAAGUUACAGAGAUCAAACAAUUGUAGAUCCCUUCAGUUCAAAACAUAAUGUCAUUGUGGGCAGAAAUGGUUCCGGAAAAAGCAACUUUUUCUAUGCAAUUCAGUUUGUCCUCAGUGAUGAAUUCAGUCAUCUUCGUCCUGAGCAAAGGCUGGCUUUGUUGCAUGAAGGCACAGGACCUCGGGUUAUCUCUGCUUUUGUGGAAAUUAUUUUUGACAACUCAGACAACAGAUUACCAAUUGAUAAGGAAGAGGUAUCUCUUCGCAGAGUCAUUGGAGCUAAAAAAGACCAAUAUUUCUUAGACAAAAAAAUGGUGACGAAAAAUGAUGUCAUGAACCUCCUUGAAAGUGCUGGAUUUUCUCGCAGCAAUCCCUAUUAUAUUGUUAAGCAAGGAAAGAUCAAUCAGAUGGCCACAGCUCCUGAUUCUCAGAGAUUAAAAUUGCUAAGAGAAGUAGCUGGAACUAGAGUAUAUGAUGAACGUAAAGAAGAGAGUAUUUCCUUGAUGAAGGAGACAGAAGGGAAAAGGGAGAAAAUAAAUGAGCUGUUGAAGUAUAUUGAAGAGCGAUUACAUACACUGGAAGAAGAGAAGGAAGAACUAGCGCAAUAUCAAAAAUGGGAUAAAAUGAGGAGAGCACUGGAAUAUACCAUUUAUAAUCAGGAACUAAAUGAAACCAGAGCUAAACUUGAUGAACUUUCAGCCAAACGAGAAACAAGUGGAGAAAAAUCUAGGCAAUUAAGAGAUGCACAACAGGAUGCUCGAGAUAAAAUGGAG
Molecule: messenger RNA, 871 nt
Organism: Thamnophis sirtalis
Lineage: Eukaryota; Metazoa; Chordata; Lepidosauria; Squamata; Natricidae
Source: RefSeq, a predicted model, not a curated record